AUGGUCGAAAAUACAUACGAACGGACGACAGAGGAAGAUUUGCAAAAAUACCUGUUUUCGAAGUAUGCAGGUCAUGCACUUAGUCGUGACUCAACGACGGCGCCGAAGAACGACGGCGCACCACCAGGAGAUUGGCUACCCAAAUACCUAGACGAGAAAGCUGAAAAAGAAUGGGCUAUAACAAGUGCGUCUGACGAAAGUGUUACGUCCUCUCAAAGAGAGCUUGACGAGGAAUACCGACGUGCAUGUGAGGAAUGGGAAGAAGGCGUCCGGCAGCUGCAAGUGGCGUUCCAGGUGGUACUGAUACCACUCAUCGGCAAGUGGGUUGGCCGGCGAUGGAGCUAUUGGCUUUUUGCCCGGUGGUUUUAUCGUGCCGACAAGUAA
Messenger RNA from Malassezia restricta, 384 nucleotides. RefSeq lists its product as uncharacterized. Gene Ontology annotation, cellular component: mitochondrial outer membrane. NCBI's taxonomy places the organism in Eukaryota, Fungi, Basidiomycota, Malasseziomycetes, Malasseziales, Malasseziaceae. The transcript has 2 exons. The record is from RefSeq and is a predicted model, not a curated record. Gene Ontology annotation, biological process: mitochondrial outer membrane translocase complex assembly; protein insertion into mitochondrial outer membrane. The coding region runs from base 1 to 384 and encodes 127 amino acids.